GACUUUUAUUUUGAAGCGUCAUGUUUGGGAUAGGCGUUUGUUGACGCAGUGAUCACAUUAUUGAAGACCUUGAGCACAUGAAAAUAAAAUCAUAACAGCACAUGCAUUUGUGACUAUUAUCAACACUUUAUAAGACAUGGCUAACGUUAAGCGGAUAUUAUUUCCCUUAUAUCAGUUUGGAAACCCUCAGCUGAGAAUAUUUCGCCCUACCUUCAACAUGACCCUAGUAAGACCCGGUAAAGAACAGCCACCGGAUACAGUACAGUUUCGUAUUCCCUUGGAAAUGACAAAAUUCGAUGUGAGAAACUACAUGGAAAAGAUUUACAGCGUUCCUGUAGCAGCCGUGCGCACGAGGAUUCAGUUCGGUACAAACAAGAAAAAAAACCACUUAAACCAGCGGGUGAAGAGGCCAGAUUACAAAGUUGCAUACGUUCAACUGGCUCAGCAGCAAACUUUCCAGUUCCCAGAUAUCUUUCCCGAGAAGGAGAAGCAACACGAGGAGGGCUCUGCGGAGGAGAUGCAGGAGAAGUUCAUGGAGGACGAGCGUCAGAGGCAGAAACCAGAUCCCAGAAGAGGUGGAGUUAAUGAGUGGUUUGGCCUCUAGACAGACAAGCGUUGAAUGAAGAAUGACUUCAGAGAGACAGCGACUGAAUGAAGUAUGUGGUGUAUGGUAGAUUAUGUAUUUACGCAGGAAGAGCCGUUUACAGUGAUCUGACUGGCGUCCACAGAGGGCCGUCUGCAGCGAUCUGAUCUGACUCGAUGGAAAGUGAGACACGAGAAGACUUGAAAAUCCAUCGCUCCCCUAAAACUAUGCUAACGGCCAUGUCAUGAUAUUUUUUUAGCGUAUGUUCCUCUCCCUUGUGAACCAUUCGAAAUUUGGCAUCGCAGGGUGUUUAAAGUUCAUCCAAAAUGUAUUCUCUUUACAGCGAUCUGAUAAAGUGGCUCAGUUCUCCUUGAAAAUUCAUACCGCGUUCCUGAUGGUCUUUUAAACUGUGUACUUCAAUUACAAUAAAAGAGUACGACAUGA
Messenger RNA from Paramisgurnus dabryanus, 1027 nucleotides. RefSeq names its product mitochondrial ribosomal protein L23 (gene mrpl23). The record is from RefSeq and is a predicted model, not a curated record. Gene Ontology annotation, biological process: mitochondrial translation. Lineage: Eukaryota; Metazoa; Chordata; Actinopteri; Cypriniformes; Cobitidae. Gene Ontology annotation, molecular function: structural constituent of ribosome. Gene Ontology annotation, cellular component: mitochondrial large ribosomal subunit; ribosome.